Messenger RNA from Gaeumannomyces tritici R3-111a-1, 1666 nucleotides. RefSeq lists its product as hypothetical. Gene Ontology annotation, cellular component: mitochondrial inner membrane. The coding region runs from base 421 to 1356 and encodes 311 amino acids. The transcript has a single exon. Gene Ontology annotation, molecular function: S-adenosyl-L-methionine transmembrane transporter activity. The record is from RefSeq and is a predicted model, not a curated record. NCBI's taxonomy places the organism in Eukaryota, Fungi, Ascomycota, Sordariomycetes, Magnaporthales, Magnaporthaceae.
AUCUCACACAGACUGAAGCUUUCUUUCUCGAUAGAUGCUGUUGCAGUGGCCAAUUCCAUGCUUCCAGAUCUACCCGAGGCGCAUGAUCUACAGGCAUCCCUCCCGACCUGUCCGACUGCCCGGCCGUCUCGUAUUAAAGCCGUCGGAGAUGGGAAAUGCUAGGCCGAGCUCGGCGGCCCCACUCGAGAAUAUUUGGGAUGCGCCCGCUUCUCGAUCCCACUUUGACGCAAAUCUUGCUGUCGACACAACGCUCGCCAUCUACGUCUCGAGGGGAGCCAGCUGAAGAUCUCGACUUCAAAACCAUGCUUCCCGCGCGCCGGUAACAAAGCUACAGGCCCCGGCCACACUCGAGCGACCUCAAGAAUCCCCGACGGUCCCGUCCCGAGCCCUUUCCCCUUGAGCCCCCCCCUCUUCGCGACCAUGUCUGCCCCCCAGCCGAACACGCAGUUUACGACGGCCCUCCUCGCCGGCGCGCUGGCCGGUACCACGGUCGACCUCUCGCUCUUCCCGCUCGACACGCUCAAGACGCGCCUGCAGUCCUCGGGCGGCUUCUUCCCCUCGGGCGGCUUCCGGGGUAUCUACCGGGGCGUGGGCUCCGCCGUCGUCGGGUCCGCGCCCGGCGCCGCACUCUUCUUCGUCACGUACGAGGGCUUCAAGGACGCCCUCUCCCACCCCUCUUCCUCGUCUCUACUGCUCUCCACCACACUCGCAGGAGGAGGAGGUGGGGGUGGAGGUGAGGAGGCGUUUACCCCGCCGCCGGCCGCCGUCACGCACAUGGUGGCCGCGUCGCUAGGCGAGGUGGCGGCCUGUUCGGUGCGCGUGCCAACCGAGGUCGUCAAGCAGCGCGCGCAGGCCGGCCAGCACGGCGGGAGCUCGGCCGCGGCGCUGAUCGACAUCCUGUCGCUGCGGUCCGGCCCCCGCGGCUUUGCGGGCGUGUGGCGCGAGCUGUACCGCGGCUGGGGCAUCACCGUGUUCCGUGAGGUGCCCUUCACCGUCAUCCAGUUCCCGCUGUGGGAGGCGCUCAAGGCAUGGGGCCGGAGCAGGCGCGGCGUCGAUGGUGGUGGCGGUGGCGGUGGCGGUUCUGGGGGCGGCGACGUCGGCGCCGCCGAGAGCGCCCUGUACGGCAGCCUGAGCGGCGCCGUCGCGGCGGGCGUCACGACGCCGCUCGACGUGCUCAAGACGCGCGUCAUGCUGAGCAGGGAGCGCGAGUCGGUGCUGUCCAUCGCCAAGAGCAUCCUGCGCGACCACGGCAUAAGACCCUUCUUCGCCGGCAUCGGCCCCAGGGUCGCCUGGAUCAGCGCCGGCGGCGCAAUCUUCCUUGGCAGCUACCAGUGGGCUGUCAACACUCUCGCUUGAGGGGCCAUGAUAUUGAACGACCCAUCAACCAGGCGACGACCUUCGCUGGGGAGCCGGCAUCGUAACACAUGCCUUUCCACAAAGAUAUCCAGCGAGGCUUCACUGUAACCAUAAGCUACCGGGGCAGUUUGGUUGUAUGAUAGACGAGUGGGACAUGGACAUAUAUAUAUAGAUGAUGAUAGCACGCACGAACGACGAUUCUAAGCAAUUAGGGUUUGAUUUAUCAGGAAUUGUAUGGUAUUCCAAGGGUGAUAUUAUAAACGAGCAUCUCUUCACGUGGCUUAUCCCAGCCCAUGUGGUCUAUUCGCAC